CAAUAUUAAGUUGUGAAUCUCUCCGACAGAUGGCAGUGUCACAAGACAACCGCUGGCAGAAAGAUGCCGCCGACCAGAACUUCGACUACAUGUUUAAACUUCUCAUCAUCGGCAACUCGUCGGUGGGCAAGACCUCCUUCCUCUUCCGCUACGCUGACGACUCCUUCACCUCGGCCUUCGUCAGCACCGUCGGCAUUGACUUCAAGGUCAAGACGGUCUUCAGGAACGACAAAAGAGUGAAGCUGCAGAUUUGGGUAAGUCCCGAAGCCAUUGAUAUACAAGGCUGUUGUUGUUGGUGGUGUUUUAGCUAUUGA
Procambarus clarkii (red swamp crayfish) is the source of this 314-nucleotide messenger RNA. Lineage: Eukaryota; Metazoa; Arthropoda; Malacostraca; Decapoda; Cambaridae. The record is from RefSeq and is a predicted model, not a curated record.